Molecule: messenger RNA, 2513 nt
Organism: Ostrinia furnacalis (Asian corn borer)
Lineage: Eukaryota; Metazoa; Arthropoda; Insecta; Lepidoptera; Crambidae
Exons: 18
Coding region: 39-2477 (812 amino acids)
Cellular component (GO): cytoplasm; nucleus
Molecular function (GO): calcium ion binding; protein serine/threonine phosphatase activity
Source: RefSeq, a predicted model, not a curated record
CCUUUAAUUUCUAGCUUCACAUCUACUUAUCAAAAUCAAUGAUGUUCAAGAACUACAAAGACAUUUGCGACGUGGUUUCCUUGCUUGUGCACUGUCCUUCAGAGCGCUCGUUCCUGUUGACCAAAGAGGCAAGUGGCGAGUUCUGGCUGCCUUGCAGCAAGGCAGAAAAGAACUGCUGGAAGAUGACCGCCCACAAAAUAAAUUUUGAGCUGUUCGGAAUGGACGCAACGACUCAUUGCCUGCCGCUCCGCGUGUACAAGAUUUGGAUGCCAAACCAUCCGCAGCAGUGCAUCUACCACGCCAUUUUCAAAGUUGCAGUUAAGUCUGACACCAAGAAACGCACUAAGAUAAAGGGGCUACGCAACCGUUUGCAAUGGUUCAACACGGUGGAACUGGAGCGACAGCGGGCCCAUUCAACGCUGAGGAGUCCAGAGGUGGCUGUUUUCGCGCAAAUGGCCAUGGGCGAUCAACCUAAGGAGGCAGAAACAGUUGAGAUGGAAAGUGGCAUGCUAAUAGAGAUUUGCGAGGAGAACGUGAUCACUGGCAUCGACGGCGCUGGGGCAGCCACAGGCUCUUCCCCCAACUGCCAGCUGUUGCAGGCCGCUAACUAUACUAAAGAAGACCAAAUACGCAUGUACCAAGAGUUUCUGGUGAUGGUAUACCCUGCCCUGUACAUGAGCCCGUAUGUCUUCACCCAGUUCAUGCUGGACCUCGGAUGGCAGCGAGCACAAUGCCCUAGUCUCUUCAGGGCGGCAGACGUGACCGGGCGCGGGGGCCUGUCGUUCGUGGAGCUGGUGCUGUGGAUGGCGGCGUUGGAGCCCGCCACGCAACACAGCGGCGUCCCCGCCGAGAUCCGCUGCCGGUACAUCUUCAGGUACUUCGACAGCAACCGCGACCUGAAGCUGGAGUACGUGGAGUUCAAGGAGCUGGUGGCCGCCGCCCGCGCCGCCCGCCAGCUGCCCGUCGACGCGCUCAGCGUGGCUCGCGAUGCCGACGUCUGCCUGAGGCAGCUGGGCAUCCAGCCGAACUCGCAGCUGCCGCUGGCGGAGUUCCUGCGCGGCGUGGGCGAGCUGCGCCUGCGCGGGACCAGCUCGCUGCUGCGUGCGCCCAAGAGCAUCGCGGGCUACCUCGUCGACCUGCAGGAAAGAGAUCGUGAACUCAGCAUGCGAAAUGCUCAAUCCACUUCAAAAAUACCGCCUCCGCAAAGCACGGCGUGCGCGUUAGCGGAGGGUUCGCACAUGUCGGGCGCGGCGCGGGCGCCGAGCGCGGGCCGACGCGCGCGCGCCGACUACGCCGUGGCCGCCUACACCGUGCGCCUGCGCAAGCGCCCGCCCAACGAGCUUAUCGAGCUCAACCAGUUUGAUGGCGAGUUUCCGGAGGAGGCGGUGAGCGCGUCGACGGCGCGGCUGCUGGCCGGCGCCGGGGCGCCGUCGCUGGACGUGCUGGGCCCCGCCUCGGCGCCGGCGGAGGCCCUGGCCGCCGUGCACUACUUCGCCUCCGCCAUCGAGAAGAACUCGCACAGGCGCGGGUCGGGCGGAGGCUCGCCGCCCACGAAGGCGGCGUGGGCGUGGGCGGGCGCGGGCGAGGAGGCGGCGCUGGGCGCGCUGCUGCUGCGGCUGGCGGAGGCUGUGCGCCCGUUGUGCGCCGCCGAGCCGCGCCUGCUGCGACUCGCCUCGCCGGUCUACGCCGUCGGCGACCUGCACGGCAACCUGGGCGCGCUGCUGGCGCUGGAAGCGGCGCUGUGGCCGGCGGGCACGGCGCUGGCGCCGGCGCGCGUGCUGUUCCUCGGCGACUACGUGGACCGCGGCGCGCACGGCGCCGAGCUCGUGGCCUACCUGCUGGCCGCCAAGCUGCAGCGGCCCGCCGCCGUGCUGCUGGUGCGCGGCAACCACGAGACGCGCGACAUACAGAAGAUGUUCACCUUUUACAACGAGUGCAUCAGCAAGUACGGCGAGACCGAAGGGCCCAAGAUCUGGAACGCCAUCAACCACGUGUUCGACGUGCUGCCGCUGGCGGCAGUCGUUGAUGAUAAGGUGUUCUGCUGCCACGGGGGCAUCCCGCCGCCGUGGGUGUGUCCGCUGAUCUCCGCCAUCGACAAGGUGCCGGUGCCGCUGACGCGUCCCGCGGAGCAGAGCUCCAUCGCGUGGGAACUGCUGUGGAACGACCCCGUCAAGCCGAACAAGAUGACGGCGACGCUAGCGCUGGAGCUGGCCGCCAACGAGGGCUUCGCGGCAAACGCCAAGCGCGGCACCGGCCACGUGUUCGACCAGAGCGCGCUGGACCGCUUCCUGCUGGCCAACCAGCUGUCGCACGUGCUGCGCGCGCACGAGCUGCACCAGUCCGGGUUCAUGUGCCAGCUGCGAGGCCGGCUGGUGUCGGUGUUCUCGUCCAACCGCUACUGCGGCGGCAGCAACGACGCCGGCGUGGCGCUGCUCGAGGACAACAAGCUGCGCCUCAUCCGCGUCAACGUCGAGUGACGCCCUGUACAGGGUGUUAGGUAAAUGGGUAUAUGA